AUGGAGAAAAACAAUGAGAGCUCUGGGGACUUUAUCCUCCUGGGCUUCUCUGACUGGCCCAGGCUGGAGAUGGUCCUCUUUGUUGUCAAUAUGGUCUUUUACUUUCUGGCUGUCACGGGCAACUCCACCAUCAUCUUCCUCUCCCUAGCGGACCUUCGGCUGCACACGCCCAUGUACUUCUUCCUCAGCAACCUGUCCCUUCUCGACCUCUGCUACACAACAAGUAGCAUUCCCCAGCUUCAGGUCAACCUCUGGGGCCCGCGGAAGACCAUAAGCUUUGUAGGGUGUGUCAUUCAGCUCUUUGCCUUCCUGUCUGUGGGGGGCAUCGAGUGCAUCCUCCUAUCAGUUAUGGCCUAUGACCGCUUCGUGGCUGUCUGCAAGCCUCUGCAUUACCUGACCAUCAUGCACCCGCGACUCUGCCUGAAGCUAGCAGCCUUUGCCUGGCUCAGUGGCAUUGCUAAUUCCAUACUGAUGUCCCCGUUGACCAUGUCUCUGGGGCGAUGUGGUCAUCGCCGCAUCAACCACUUUGUGUGUGAGAUGCCGGCCAUCAUCCGCAUCUCUUGUGUGGACACAAGCCGGGUAGAAGGCCUAGCUUUCUUUCUGGCCAUCCCCAUUGUCCUUGUGCCUCUCACCAUGAUCCUGGUCUCCUAUGGCUACAUCGCCGCUGCGGUGUUGAGAAUCAAGUCCGCGGCUGGUCGGCGCAAGGCCUUCAACACCUGCUCUUCACACAUGGUGGUGGUGUCUCUUUUCUACAGUACCAUCAUCUACAUGUACAUGCAGCCUGGGAAAGUGGCAAGCCAGGACCAGGGCAAGUUUCUCACCCUGUUCUACUGCCUGGUGACCCCCACAUUGAACCCUUUCAUCUACUCGCUCAGAAACAAAGACAUGAAGGCAGCCAUGUUGAAGGUUCUUGGGAAAGAUAGAAGCCUGCUGGACGCUCGGGGCACUGAUGGGGCCUGGAACUCACCUCAGGUGUUCACUCAUCUCAGAACCGUGGUGAAUGAUAACGGCAAUAAGCUGAUGAUGGUGAAGACUUGGGGGCUGGUAUUCCAGAGGUUCCAGACCAGUGACAUGUAUUACUGCCUUCAGGGAAUAGCCCUUCAUGUCAUUGGGGGGAUGUGGCUAUUGGCAAAAGACAAUAAACUGACAGGAAGAGGCACUCAGCUUUCUUUUUGCACCAAGAGGAGACAGUGA
Arvicola amphibius (Eurasian water vole) is the source of this 1194-nucleotide messenger RNA. Its product is annotated as putative olfactory receptor 2W6. Gene Ontology annotation, biological process: G protein-coupled receptor signaling pathway. Gene Ontology annotation, cellular component: membrane. Gene Ontology annotation, molecular function: olfactory receptor activity; G protein-coupled receptor activity. The record is from RefSeq and is a predicted model, not a curated record. NCBI's taxonomy places the organism in Eukaryota, Metazoa, Chordata, Mammalia, Rodentia, Cricetidae.